CCCUUUAGUACAUUUUGUUACUUAUUUAACACAAAAAUAUAUUGUUUAAUUCCUAUUCAACAGAAGUUAACUCGCAAAAAUCAUCAAUGGCAGAAAAAAAGGACUCUAAUAGUAAUGAAGAUGGAAGGUGGACUCUUCAAGGGAAAACUGCCCUUGUUACUGGUGGCACUAAAGGGAUAGGGCAUGCCAUAGUAGAAGAAUUAGCUGGAUUUGGUGCAACAGUUUAUACAUGUUGUAGAAACCAAGAACAACUUGAUCAGUGUUUAGAGAAAUGGAGAGGCAAAGGGUACAAAGUAGAAGGAUGUGUGUGUGACUUGAGUUUAAGACCCCAAAGAGAGAUGCUUAUGGAGAAGGUUAUCAAUUUUUUCCAAGGAAAGCUCAACAUUCUAAUAAAUAAUGCAGGUAUACUAAUAGUUAAGCCAGCUACAGAGUUCACUGAGAGGGAUUACUCUAUUCUCAUGAAAACCAAUUUUGAAGCUUCUCACCACAUCUCCCAAAUUGCACACCCAACUUUGAAGGCCUCAGGAAGUGGAAGCAUUGUCUUCAUCUCUUCUGUUGCUGGGCUUGUGGCAUCUCCAAUAAAUUCCUUAUAUUCAGCAACUAAAGGAGCAAUGAAUCAACUUACAAGGAAUUUGGCUUAUGAAUGGGCUAAAGACAAUAUUCGAGUGAACGCAGUAGCACCUUGGAUUAUCGAAACACCCCUCAUCGAAGCAGCGAAGCAAGAUCCAUUGACUAGAGAACAUAUUGAAAGAAGUGUUAAUAGAACACCAAUUUCUAGAGCUGGAGAACCAAAAGAAGUUUCAGCAAUGGUGGCAUUCCUUUGCCUCCCUGCUGCUUCAUAUAUUACUGGUCAAGUUAUAUGUGUUGAUGGUGGACUCACAAUUAAUGGUUCUUAUUAACUAAUUCUUUUGUGUUGAAUAGUAAUGUAAUACUUGAUUGAUAUGCAAGAUCAACUUUUCUAAAUUUGUUUGAUGAAAUCAUGAAUUUAUGAUGAUUUUUUUUUA
This is a messenger RNA of Solanum dulcamara, 1004 nucleotides long. Its product is annotated as tropinone reductase homolog. The transcript is spliced from 5 exons. NCBI's taxonomy places the organism in Eukaryota, Viridiplantae, Streptophyta, Magnoliopsida, Solanales, Solanaceae. Bases 87 to 899 code for a protein of 270 amino acids. The record is from RefSeq and is a predicted model, not a curated record. Gene Ontology annotation, molecular function: oxidoreductase activity.